AACCAGAAGCUGCUGCUGGAAAACCAGCUCUUGCGGGAGAAGACGUGUAACCUUGCUCUGGAGAACCAGGAGCUUCGCUGCCGCCUGGGUUUAGAUGCUCUGAAGACGGAGGAGGAGAGCGAGUCCCAGGUUGUGAAGGAAUCGCAGGUGGAUGAGAUUAGAUUGGUGACCGGGUCCGCUGAGUCCGCAGCACUCAGACUACGUGUUUCUGCAGCAGGUGCAGGCCCAGCAGUCACCAUUUCUGAUAACUUCCACGUGGAUUCUGAUGGCAGUGACUCUUCAGACUCAGAGUCUGAUCUCCUGUUGGGCUUUCUGGACAGUCUGGACCCAGAGAUGUUUCUCAAGUAUGCUGAUUCAGGGUCAACGUGCCUGGAAAAGCUGGAGGAAGAGAUCUGUGGAGAAACAAAUUCCAUACCAACCUCCCCCUCUCCCUCUUUGGGGUCCCCAUCAGCUAAGCUGGAGGCCAUUAAUGAACUGAUAAGGUUUGAUCAUGUAUACACAAAGCCCCUGAUACUGGAGAUUCCUGUUAAAAUGGGCAACCAAACCAAUAUGCUAGUGAAAAUUGAGGAAGUAUCUCUCUCUCCAUCUGAAGACAAAGCUAUGCCUGAGGUCCCAGUAUCUGUGAAAGAGGAACCUGUAGACAGCUUCAUGCCUGAACUGGGCAUCUCUCAUCUGCUUUCCUCUCAUCGUAGCCUUGCAGCCUCAAGCUAUCUGUUGGAUGCCUGUAGCGACUCUGGAUAUGAAGGAUCCCUGUCGCCCUUCAGUGACAUGUCCUCUCCACUUGACACUGACCGUGCUUGGGAGGAUAGCUUUGCUACUGAUCAGUGUCUAACUCAGUAGUGUUAACUCCCCUUGGGUAACUAUCCUGGCAGGAUAACACGAUAUGCCCCUUUUGGGGUAUAUGGGGGAAAUCAAGUGUAUUCGGAAAAGUGUUGCUCAUUUCUACCCAUGCUAGUAGAUGGAAUGAUGGCCAAUGCAAUUCUCCUGGUAUGAAAA
Fulmarus glacialis (Northern fulmar) is the source of this 996-nucleotide messenger RNA. It is a transcript of the gene XBP1, whose product is annotated as X-box binding protein 1. Gene Ontology annotation, molecular function: RNA polymerase II transcription regulatory region sequence-specific DNA binding; DNA-binding transcription factor activity, RNA polymerase II-specific. NCBI's taxonomy places the organism in Eukaryota, Metazoa, Chordata, Aves, Procellariiformes, Procellariidae. The record is from RefSeq and is a predicted model, not a curated record. Gene Ontology annotation, cellular component: nucleus.